Molecule: messenger RNA, 529 nt
Organism: Tauraco erythrolophus (red-crested turaco)
Lineage: Eukaryota; Metazoa; Chordata; Aves; Musophagiformes; Musophagidae
Source: RefSeq, a predicted model, not a curated record
UUAGGUUCUCAUAUUCUACCACUCCCCUUUGUAUCAGGAAUACUCCUUCCUGUGGCCAGGGAAUAAAAUGCCGGCACCGUGGGCUAAUACAACCAAUGUGCACAAACUGUUACAGUUCCUGGAGACCACUCUUGAGGAACGAAGUCGUUAUGGGACUUUUCAUGUUUCUCAAGCAAUUCUCACGCCUCGAGUGAAAACUAUUGCACGGCAUCUAAUUCGUGGUCUGAAGAACACACUUGUUCAUAGGAACCUCCCCAUGAUUUUGAAUUGGGUGAAAGCACAGAAGCCAGGUGUUAUGGGUGUUAACAUUAUUACAUCAGACUUCGUGGAGCUGGUUGACUUUGCUGCUACAGUUAUUGCAUUAAACGAUCUCCUUCUAGAAGAAGAUGAAUCUGCGAGUAAAUCCUGAUUGCUGUAUCCCACUAGUGCUCCUCAGUGGACCUUUUCGACCUACGCUGACUAUUUUAUUUAUUAAGUGAAACCUAUUGUAAUAUCUAGUUAUUUAAAAAAAAAAAAAUUCUAGAGAAAA